Messenger RNA from Chroicocephalus ridibundus (black-headed gull), 7195 nucleotides. RefSeq names its product suppressor of cytokine signaling 7 (gene SOCS7). Lineage: Eukaryota; Metazoa; Chordata; Aves; Charadriiformes; Laridae. Bases 71 to 1882 code for a protein of 603 amino acids. Gene Ontology annotation, cellular component: phosphatidylinositol 3-kinase complex. The transcript has 10 exons. Gene Ontology annotation, molecular function: 1-phosphatidylinositol-3-kinase regulator activity. Gene Ontology annotation, biological process: intracellular signal transduction; phosphatidylinositol phosphate biosynthetic process. The record is from RefSeq and is a predicted model, not a curated record.
CGGCGGCGGCGGCCGUGGGAGGGCGGCGGCGGCCCGGUGCGGCCCGGCCCGCCAUGCGCCGGCCGUAGCCAUGCAGCGAGCCGAGCUGCGGGAGGGGGAGGCGGCGGCGGCCGCCGCGGCCUCCUACCGGGUCCUCAGCCGCCUGCUGGGCUACGGGGCCGGGCCGGAGGCGGGCGCGGCGGGCGGCGGCGUUACCGGCGCGGCGGGCGCCGGGCCGUUGGGCCCCGCCGGCGGGCGGCUGCCGGCGGCGGCGGCGUUACCGGGGGGUUGCGGGGGCCUGCGGGGCCCGCGACCGCCGCCGCAGCUGAUGGUGUUCCGCAACGCGGCGGAGGGGCGGCCCGGCGAAGAGGGCGGCCCGGCGGCGGGAGGCGGGGGCCCGGCGGGCGGCGGAGCCGAGCUGCUCUGCCCGCGGCACCGCUGCGCCCUGGAGCCCAAAGCGGCGGCGGGCGGGCUGGAGCUGCAGCUGGCGGCGCUGGGGCUGCGGCCGCCCGGGCUGGGGGCGAAGGGGCCGGCGGGCUGCCCCUGCCUCGGCCCGCCGCCGCCCGCCGGGCCCGCCGCCGAGGAGACCAGCGACGCCUUGCUGGUGCUGGAGGCGCUGGAGCCCGACGAGACCGGCAGCUGUUCCGAGGAGGAGCCCGGUUCCCCCGGCCGCGGAGCCGCCCGAGCCACCGGUAGAGGAGCCGCCGGUACCGGCCCCGCGCCGCCGCCCGCCGCCCCCGGGGGAGCCGGCCCCGGCGCCAGGAAGGGCUCGUUGAAGAUCCGCCUCAGCCGCCUCUUCCGCACCAAGAGCUGCAGCGGCGGCUCGGCCACCGGGGACGCCGCCGGGGCCACCGCGGAGGGCCGGCGCACCGGGGAGCUGCCCGCCUCGGCCGGCAGCCUGACCGACGUCUGCGGGGCCCGUGGCCGGGAGCAGGAGGCGGGCAGGAAACACAGACUGACAAGAACUCAAAGUGCCUUUUCCCCGGUUGUGUUCAGCCCCCUCUUCACAGGUGAAACAGUGUCACUGGUGGACGUGGACAUCUCUCAGCGAGGACUGACCUCCCCUCACCCUCCGACUCCGCCGCCGCCACCACGAAGAAGCCUCAGCCUGCUAGAUGAUAUCAGUGGGACGCUGCCUACAUCUGUCCUAGUGGGUCCGAUGGGUUCCUCCCUGCAGUCUUUCCCUCUGCCUCCGCCUCCUCCGCCCCACGCCCCAGACGCCUUCCCGCGGAUCGUCCCCCUGAGACCCACGGAGGCGAUGCCCGGCCAGCCCCCCCCGCACCUGCAGUGUCCGCUCUACCGCCCGGACUCCAGCAGCUUCGCAGCCAGCUUGCGAGAGCUGGAGAAGUGCGGGUGGUACUGGGGACCAAUGAACUGGGAGGACGCGGAGAUGAAGCUGAAGGGGAAGCCGGAUGGAUCCUUUCUGGUCCGAGACAGUUCUGACCCUCGUUACAUCCUGAGCCUCAGCUUUCGGUCGCAGGGCAUCACCCAUCACACCAGGAUGGAGCACUACAGAGGGACCUUCAGCCUGUGGUGCCAUCCCAAGUUUGAAGACCGCUGCCAGUCUGUGGUGGAGUUCAUCAAGAGAGCGAUCAUGCACUCCAAAAACGGGAAGUUUCUGUACUUCCUCCGAUCCAGGGUUCCAGGUCUUCCUCCAACGCCUGUCCAGCUCCUGUAUCCAGUCUCCAGGUUCAGCAAUGUCAAAUCCCUCCAGCACCUUUGCCGCUUCCGGAUCAGGCAGUUGGUCCGAAUCGACCACAUCCCUGAGCUCCCGCUGCCCAAGCCCCUGAUCUCCUACAUCCGCAAGUUCUACUACUACGACCCGCAGGAGGAGGUGUACCUGUCGCUGAAGGAAGCCCAGCUCAUCUCCAAACAGAAGCAGGAGACCGAAUCCUCCACGUAGCGAGGCUGCCUCGCCCGGCUUGUUGCUGUCACUGAUGGAAUUUGGUUGUUGCCAUCCUGUACCCGAGUCAGGCUGUGGUGGGGAGGAGGCACGGGACGGGGACGCCUGCUUCUGCGCCGCCGCUUCUGCUCUCCAGCUCUUUUGUACAGAGAAGAGGGUUCCAGACUCCGAAGAAGCACAGCGGAACGGGAACGAGAGCCUCGGCUCCUGGCGGAGGCGGAGGGGCUCGGAGGCAGCUGAGCCCAGCUCGCGGACUCCUUUGCAGAACAAAGAAUGUCACGGCACUAUUUCCAAUUUUUUGAAAGUUUUAUUUUUGAUGUCGUCAUUUUUUUUUUUUUGGUUUACUUUUUUUUUGGUUUAUUAUUUUCAGCAUGAGAAAUAACUGUCUUUAUGAUCAGCUGAAUUUUAGUAUCCUCCCUUGGAAACCUCCAGGUGGGGAGUGAGAGAGAGAGAGAAGGGGACUCUCUGGGAAGAUCAUCUGCUCCAGGCGUUAUGGCAGGACUCUUCUUUGGCCCUCUCCAGAGGGGAAGCAGCCGGAGAGCUGCUUGGAGGCAGACGGAGCCAGAAUCCCAUGCAGCUAUGUGGAAUAACCUCUGGGAACACGGAGCUCUGCCCCGCGGCAGCUGUGUGGUUCCCCUGCUUUUCUAGGAUUUGGGAGAAGAGGAGCGAACCUACUCUUGGGCAGCCGAGCUUUGCAGCUGGAUUUGCAGGGUUGGUCCUGUAUGAUUUUUAGGGAUUCCUUCCAAGGAAGGAAAAGAGCACGUGAGCCAUUGGGAUGUCCUGGAGCCUUCUGCCAAAGGGAACGGUUCCUGCCGCGCUGGGGCGCGAGGGCUGCUCCGAGGAGGAGGCGUUUUUCCCUUAGCAAACACUGGAAGAUGUCGCUGAAGCCCCGUGAGAAGCAGAAGGAAGGUGGCAAAGCUGUUGCCGUACCUGGUGCAGCAGUCCCUGGACCAAAGGUACUCGCUGCAGCGAUGUCGGUCUCGCAGAGCCGUGGGACCUGCACUUUUGGCCUUUCUCUGGCUGCGUCCAGAAGCUGUGAAUGAAGUGGUUUUCUGUAGAGCUGUGAAGGAUCCUGACCAGGAGCCGCUGGGGCAUUAAGAGGCAUCUUUGGGGUGACUUGGAGCAAGAAAUGGAUAACUGAGGGUUCUUCUGGAAUGGCAUCCGCUCUCUUCGAGCUUGCUUGCUGCUUCCUCCUCUUCCUGGGAUGUCCAUGGAAGCACCAGCAGUUCAGAAACAGUAAAGCCAAGAGAGCAGGUAGCUCUCGCUGCGUUUCGGGGCUUGGCACUGGCUGAAAUAACUCCCCACACCCCUUCGGAUCCUGAUCUGCUCUUUCGUCCGCUGCAGCAACCACAAAGGGGUUGGGGAAGCUUAAAGUUGGCCCGAAGUGACGCUGAGAAGUCUGGAGAAGCAUCUUUCCUCCUGUAUUUAGGCGAGCGAUUGUUCCUGUGCUCUCAGCCCGGGGGAAGGAAAUGCUCCGUCCUGCAAGUGUGGUCUGAAGAGUGCGUGACCCGGGUCUCCGGGUGGGAGAUGGGUCCCCGCCGAGCUGGCUGCUGUCACUCGGGAGCUGCUGGGACUCUGGUCUUGCCCUGCAGAGCGAUCUGUGUCCUGGAACGGGACACAGUCGCGUGGAUCUUAAAGCAGCCUGGAGAAAACUCCGGUUGUCUGCCUCUGCCAAGCGACGCUACGAAGGGUGCUAACAAAUCCCGCUCCCCCUCUCUCCGCCGCCACCUCUGGCCUCAGUUUUGGUCUUGGAGAAAAAGUAUGUUUUUUUUUUAAAAAGGGUUUGGCUUCCAAGUGAAACUAAUAACUAAGCUUCAAAAUCUGUAGAAAUACCUCAUGGGACGCUACUCACUACUGACUUUGCGUUGUCGGGGCAGUGGUUAUCGGGACGGGGGAGCUGCCCCAAGACGUGCUGAACAGCAUAUCCUGACCCUUGGUGACACUGGGGCUAAUCCAGUCUACAGCUGCCACGUCCCCUCUGUGCGGGGACCGGCGUCCGUCCCUCCGCAGCCGCGUCCCUCCCCCCCGUCCCCCUCGGCCGCAGACCUACGGCUCGCACCGAGUUAUCAGCGGAGCCUGCGAAUAAAUGCAGCUGCUUCCAUUAAAACGCACAGCACGUGGAGCGCAUGUCGGCGCGGGGGGACGCAAAAAGCAUCUGUACUUGUGCAGGUGACACUCGAAGAUCGGCUCACCUGGCCCCGCUGCGUCCCGGCUCUCCACAGGCUGAGGAUUGGAAUCUUCCAACUUAUCUCUAUGCUGGAAAGGAAAACCUUCCCGAGAGCCAAGCCGGGGCUGACGCCUGGAGUGUCCAGCUCCGUGCCAGCCGGGAACGGUGCGCCCGGUGCGCGUGUCUCCUCUCGAGCUUCUCUCCACAAAGAGACCCCGGAGGCGAGGACGCGACGGCGGGGGCUGGUGCGUGUGGAUAGGCGAUGGCCUGCGGGAUGUGUGAAAUGGGGGAAGCUGUGAGUCUCCCCUUGCCAGAGCCGGGGAGAAGCCGGUCCUCUCCCGAGCAUCGCGGCAAUAACAGCGUUUCCCCUCCUUCCUUCCCCGUUCUGGGAUGGAGAGGUGCGGGUUAGAUGGGGCAGGGAGGGAGAGCAUCCGAGCGGGUGAGCAGAGCGGGGAGAACUGGUGCUGGCCGGGCACUGGGAAUGGGUGCAGAGCCCGUCCUGCCCAUGCUGGGCUUGCCUGGGGUGAAAACACACAACCUGCCCUGGGGUGGGUCUGGAGAGUCCGUCCUGCACCUCUCCGUCCCCCCCAUGGACCUCCCUGUGUCCCCCCCGGAGCUCCUCGUGGCAUUCGGAGCUGUUGAAGAAGCGGCCAGACUUUAGGGGCAAUACUUGAAUUACAUGAAUUUGGUCAGUCGUCGCUGUCCUUGGGAGGGUUUCUCCCAACCUGCUGCUGCUUCUGCUGUUACUUGAACCCCCUGCACGUCGGGGGCCGCCCUCCCCACGCGGAAGCCAGCAGCAAGGCUUGGGCUCUGUCCGCAGCAGCCGAAAUGAGGAUGGAAACGUUCUCUGGGGUGUCGGGGAGGGGACGGUGGGACGCCGGCGUGUCCCGCUGAUGCGCGCGGCGUCACCCGUAGCCGCACGAGACCCACCUGCCCCCCGGGAGCGGUGGGGACGGCUCUGCCAUGGGGGCGGCAGAUGCUCUUCAUCCUCCCCGGGGCCCUGCUCCUCCUCUCCUCGCUCCAAGGCAGGCGGGGGGGCAGACGGUGGCUGGUGGUGCUGGACAAGAUCCCACCCUUCGCUGGGGUUAACGGCCCUCCCUUGAAAUCCAUUUAAAAUAAAGCUAUUCCUAGAGCUCCUUUACAUCUCGGUGUAAAGGGAGGGAGGGACCUGACCUGCUGUUGGGGCAUGGAGAAGGGGCAGAGGUUUUGUUUCCAGGCUGGAUGUGAGCGGAGCGGGCUCUGCCGAGGGGGCGAUGGGCUUCGCGGACACGGGUGACGUCUCAAAGAGGUGGCUCCGUCCUGUCUUGCCGUUGGAUCCCCGUCCCAGUUUGGGGAGGGACACCUCAUGGUUGUGUCCUAGCUGGAAUGUUUGGGUGUUCGGGUUUUUUUUUUGUUUCUUUUUUUUUUUUUUUUUUUUUGUAGGCUGGUUCUGGAGGUUGCUCUCAUCCUGCUGAUUUGGGGAAAAAUUUUUACAGCCUCCUCUGUCCGACCUUGAAUUCUGCAGAGGUUGGUGCCGUCCUCCCCCCUCCAUCAGGGACCGGAGGCAGACGAACGAUGAAACGGACCAUAAAAACUACCAAAGCGCAGAAAGUACACACGGAAAAGGUGCUUUUUCAGCAGGAUGGGUGCAGCCCUCGGACGGGUGUCGUACCCGGGUAUGGGGGUGGCAGAUCCCCGGGGACACGGUUUGCUGGAGCCGCCCGCUCUGCGCGGGGACCCCCUCCUCUCCCUCCGCCUCUUUCGAGGCCGGGGGGGGGAAAGGACCUGGUUUGCUCCCGAUAAGCCAGGACGGUUUUCUCACAUGGAAAUUUUCAGCUCAGCGUCAACUUCCUUGGGGCUAGAGGAAGGGGAGGGAAAAAAUUCAUCCUGAGCUUGGUGUUUGAGACCUGCUCGCGGGAACCAGCUGAGCCGCUCGCGCGAGAGGGAACGGGGGGGGGUCUGGAAGCAGCAGGCCCCUGGCGCUGACGCAUCUGGCCAGUUUUUAAACCCUAAAAGUGUUUUUAAUGGGGACCUGUGUCGCCCUGCGUGUGCCUGAGGGAGCGCGGGGGUGCUGGGAGGGGUGCCCCGGCCGGGCAGGCUCUGGUCGGCGCCAAAGUCUCGUCGGGGAGCGUUUUGGGGAGAAAAGGGCUGGUUUGCCAAAGGAAGGAUCUUCUGCUCCCACUCGGCCGGGAACUGGCCCUUGUCCUUCGCUCUUGGCACUUCCAUCUGCCCUCGGGAUGGUUUCACCCUUAGCAUUGACCCCCCCCAGCCCCCCUCGCCUUCAGGGAUGGGGGGGAUUUAUCAGCCCCCCCUGCAGCGCUCCCCUCGCUCCCCAGCCAGAGUCUUCCAGGUGAGACGGGGCAGGCGGGACCCCCCUCCCCACCAUCCCCCGGGAUCUGGGGGGUCCCGGCGCCGCUGCCUCCCACCGUGCCUCCAGCUGAAAAGCACAACCGGUGCCCCCCCACCCCCAAAACCACCACCACCCCCACCCCCCCCCCCAGUUCACUGCUGGGCAGCGAGUAACACUGGAUCCGGACUUGCUUUUAGAGGAGGCAGGAGCAGAUCUCGGCAGCUCCUCGCGCUGCUCCUCGCCAGGACUGUCGAACCGCCCUUUGGUAGAAACGCAGCUUUGCUUCGUUUUAUCUUUUUUUUUUUUUUUCUUUUCUUUUUUUUUUUUUUUUUUUUGGUGUGUGCUUAAUUUAUUAAAAUAGUUGCUGUAUAAUUUAUUUUCAUAAACUAUAUUAAAAAGUUACUAAAUGGUAAAAACAGACUUGCAGGCCAAUCUUUCAGAAGGAGAAAAAAAAAAAAGAUGAUGAUGAUGAUGAUGAUUUUUUUUUGAUAUAAACAAACAAAUGCACUUUUGGGUGUGUUUGGUUAUUUUUGGGGGUGGGGAGGGGGAGCCUGGCUGUACCUGUGGGUUUGUCUGUAUAUAUUGUAUUAAUAGGCAUGUUUGGCCUCUCGUGUGGGGACGUUAGUGACUGCUGCAGGUCCUGGGGGGGAAGCUGGCGUGAAGCUCCCUUUUAUUUUUAUUUUUAUUUUUUUUUCUUUUGUAAGCCGUCAGUGAGGGAGAGCUGACUUCUGUGUUUGUAACCCAUUUCUAGCGUCGUUUUGACCCAUGGUUUGGGUUUGGGUUUUGGUUUUUUUUGUUUGGGUUUUUUGUUUUUUGG